Messenger RNA from Panicum hallii, 1299 nucleotides. RefSeq names its product serine/threonine-protein kinase AGC1-7-like. The record is from RefSeq and is a predicted model, not a curated record. Gene Ontology annotation, biological process: protein phosphorylation. Gene Ontology annotation, molecular function: protein serine/threonine kinase activity; ATP binding. Gene Ontology annotation, cellular component: nucleus; cytoplasm; plasma membrane. The transcript has 2 exons. Bases 7 to 1299 code for a protein of 430 amino acids. Lineage: Eukaryota; Viridiplantae; Streptophyta; Magnoliopsida; Poales; Poaceae.
AACAGCAUGGAGAGCAGCAGCACCGCGUCGGCGCACGUCCGGCGGCAUACCGGCGGCGACAGCCGGUGGGACGCCAUCCAGCUGGCCACGACGUCCCUGGAGGCGCCGCUGAACCUGUGCCACUUCCGGCUGCUCAAGCGCCUGGGCUACGGCGACAUCGGCAGCGUGUACCUGGUGGAGCUCCGCGGUACGUUGGCCUUCUUUGCCAUGAAGGUGAUGGACAAGGCGUCCAUCAUCAGCCGCAACAAGAUGGCCCGCGCGCAGACGGAGCGCGAGAUCCUCGGCCUUCUCGACCACCCCUUCCUCCCCACGCUCUACACCCACUUCGAGACCGACAAGUUCUACUGCCUGGUCAUGGAGUACUGCAGCGGCGGCAACCUCCACUCGCUCCGCCAGAAGCAGCCUGGCAAGCACUUCUCCGAGCCCGCCGCCAGGUUCUACGUCGCCGAGGUGCUGCUCGCCAUGGAGUACCUCCACAUGCUGGGGAUCGUGUACAGGGACCUCAAGCCGGAGAACGUGCUGGUCCGGGACGACGGCCACAUCAUGCUCUCCGACUUCGACCUCUCGCUGCGGUGCAGCGUGUGCCCGACGCUGGUCAAGUCGUCCAGGGGCGGAGCGGACGCCGCGGACGGCGACGUCCUCACAGCCAACCAGGGGUGCAUCCAACCGUCGUCCUUCUUCCCGCGCAUCCUGCCGCGGCGCAGCCGGAAGCCGUCCAAGAGCGAGCUGGGGCUCAGCGGGCCGCCGGCGGUGGAGUUCAACGCGGAGCCGACGGACGCGCGGUCCAUGUCCUUCGUCGGCACGCACGAGUACCUGGCGCCGGAGAUCAUACGCGGCGAGGGCCACGGCAGCGCCGUCGAUUGGUGGACGCUCGGCAUCUUCCUCUACGAGCUGCUGCACGGCUGCACGCCGUUCAAGGGCGCCGGGAACCGCGCCACGCUCUGCAACGUCAUCGAGCAGCCGCUCCGGUUCCCCUCCGACGCCGCCGGUGGCGGGCCGCCCACCAGCUCCGUCGCCAAGGACCUCAUCCGCGGCCUGCUCGUCAAGGAGCCCCAGAAGCGGAUCGCCUUCACCAGGGGCGCCACGGAGAUCAAGCAGCACCCCUUCUUCGAGGGCGUCAACUGGGCGCUGGUGAGGAGCAUGAACCCACCGUCGGUGCCGGAGCCGGUGGACUUCCGGCAGUAUGGGGCCGGCAAGGAGAAGAAGGCGGCCGAGACGGCGGCCGUCGAGGCGGCGCCGGCCGGUCACGCCGCGAAGUCAAACUCCGGCGAUUCCUACACGGAUUUUGAGUACUUCUAG